Hermetia illucens (black soldier fly) is the source of this 1341-nucleotide messenger RNA. The record is from the annotation of a RefSeq genome assembly. Lineage: Eukaryota; Metazoa; Arthropoda; Insecta; Diptera; Stratiomyidae.
AUGUUAAAAUAUUUAUUAUUUAUGGUUUUUUUGAUACCUUUAAGUUUUAAGAAAAAUAGAUUUUGAAUGGUACAGAAUAGAAUCUUUUUUGUUAGAUUUAUCUUUGUAUUAUUAAAUUUUUACAGAAAUUAUUGAAUGAGAAUUAGAUAUUUUAUAGGGUGUGAUGUAAUAUCUUAUGGUUUAAUUCUUUUGAGUAUAUGAAUUAGUGGUCUAAUAAUUAUGGCUAGUAGUUUAAUUUACAAUAGAAAUAACUAUCGUAAUUUUUUUUUAUUAAAUGUUGUGUUUUUGUUGCUGUUUCUUUAUUUAAUAUUUAGAAGAAUAAAUAUCUUUAUGUUUUAUUUAUGUUUUGAAAGAAGCUUAAUUCCUACUUUAUUUUUGAUUUUAGGGUGGGGGUAUCAGCCUGAGCGACUUCAGGCCGGUAUUUAUUUGCUGUUUUAUACUUUGCUUGCCUCUCUUCCGAUGCUGUUAGGAAUUUUCUAUGUCUAUAGAAGUUUAGGAACUAUGAGAUUUUAUUUAUUAAUCAAUAUAAAAAUUGAGUUAAAUUUAUUUUAUUUUUGUAUAAUUUUAGCAUUUUUGGUAAAAAUACCAAUAUUUAUGGUUCAUUUGUGGUUGCCUAAGGCCCAUGUAGAGGCUCCAGUUUCUGGUUCAAUAAUUUUGGCUGGAGUUCUUUUGAAAUUAGGGGGCUAUGGACUUUUACGGGUUUUUAGAUUUUUACAAUUUACAGGUUUAAAGUUUAAUUUUGUAUGAAUAACAAUUAGAUUGAUUGGGGGUGUAUUGGUUAGCUUAAUUUGUUUACGCCAAACUGACUUAAAGGCUUUAAUUGCUUAUUCAUCUGUGGCUCACAUGGGUAUUGUAUUAGGAGGUUUAAUAACUAUAACUUACUGGGGAUUAUGUGGUUCCUAUACAUUAAUAAUUGCCCAUGGUCUCUGUUCUUCCGGGUUGUUUAGAAUCGCAAAUAUGUCCUAUGAACGAUUGGGCAGUCGUAGAAUAUUUAUUAAUCGUGGGUUGUUAAAUUUUAUACCUAGAUUAGCUUUAUGGUGAUUUCUUCUUAGUUCAGCAAAUAUAGCGGCUCCUCCGACCUUAAAUUUACUGGGUGAAAUUAGUUUAUUAAAUAGAAUUGUCGGGUGGUCGUGAUUAAGAAUAUUAUCUUUGAGAUUAAUUUCGUUUUUUAGAGCUGCAUACGGACUUUAUCUUUAUUCAUAUACUCAGCAUGGAAGGGUUUAUUCAGGGGCUUAUAGAAGAAGUAACGGGAAAAUUCGGGAGUAUUUAAUUUUAUUUUUACAUUGAUUUCCUUUAAAUUUAUUAAUUAUGAGGGGGGAAUCUUGUUUUUUAUGACUUUAA